AUGUUGUCGGUAACUUAUCUAGCCUUUGCCGUAGUAUGCGUCCUACUGCCUUGUGUGAUCAUCCUACUUUUCCGCAGUUUCCGGCGCGAUGUCCUCCUACCACCCGGCCCGACACCUUUACCCAUCAUCGGAAAUGCAUUGGUACUCGCCCCUACUGACAAACUAGAAGUGUACAAGCGGCUACGUGCAGAGUUUGGAGACAUUGUCUGCCUGACAUUUGGAACCACAAAAUGCGUCAUCUUCAGCGGCUAUGACCUUAUCCGCGAGGUGUUUGUCAAGAAAGGAGAUGCGACUACCAAUAGACCCCCUCAGAGCUUCUUCAUCAAGUCCAUACAGAAGGGAUAUGGCGUUGGUGGGAGCUCUGGUCAGUUGUGGAAGGAACAUAGGACAUUUAUAUUGAAUUUCCUCCGGAAGUCAUUUCGCAGGGAUCGUCUCGAAGGCCUGAUAGAAAACGAAGUCACCCACUACAUCAAGCGCAUUCAUGACGAAAACGAGAAGCCAAUGGUACUUCGCAGGAUUAUAGGAACAAGUCUUACAAAUAUCACACUGACUUUGGGUAUGAGCAAGCGUUUUCAGCACGAUGACGCUCGACUGUUACAACUUUUGAAAGCCAUCGAUGAUAUAAUGCUAUACUCAGGUUUUUCGGAAGCCCUUUGUUUCUUUCCAGCACUUAAAAUAUCUCCCUGGUGA
Molecule: messenger RNA, 690 nt
Organism: Pecten maximus
Lineage: Eukaryota; Metazoa; Mollusca; Bivalvia; Pectinida; Pectinidae
Product: cytochrome P450 2H2-like
Exons: 2
Coding region: 1-690 (229 amino acids)
Molecular function (GO): iron ion binding; monooxygenase activity; heme binding
Source: RefSeq, a predicted model, not a curated record